This is a messenger RNA of Platichthys flesus (European flounder), 1880 nucleotides long. It is a transcript of the gene mvb12a, whose product is annotated as multivesicular body subunit 12A. Gene Ontology annotation, cellular component: cytosol; ESCRT I complex. Gene Ontology annotation, biological process: regulation of epidermal growth factor receptor signaling pathway; endosome to lysosome transport via multivesicular body sorting pathway; receptor catabolic process. The record is from RefSeq and is a predicted model, not a curated record. The transcript is spliced from 10 exons. Bases 116 to 979 code for a protein of 287 amino acids. Lineage: Eukaryota; Metazoa; Chordata; Actinopteri; Pleuronectiformes; Pleuronectidae.
UUCAGUACUUCCUGCUUUGACGAGGAAGUCCAAGACAUUUCGACUGGUCUCUGAAAAGUCGUUUUCUUGCGGAGCCACAACCACAGGAAGAGACGGAAGCGAGCACACACUCAAAAUGUCCUUGAUGGAGCGUGGGGCCGUCCGGCCAAUUACGGCAGUGGCGUGGACCUCCAACACCAGCACCUGCCCCAAAGACUUCAUCAUGAUCAGCAUCACAGAAGACGGAUCAGCGGCGAACUUCACGCGCAGCUUUGCGAUAAAGUCUGGAUAUUACCUCUGUUACAGCAAGGACAUGACGGGCGGCAUGGUGGUUUCAGACAUUCAGCUUCUCUCAGACAAAGACGCAAUUCCUCAUGGUUACUGCUUCAUCGCAGAGCACCUUGAAGGGAAGGCCUGCGUCUCUAAGAAGAAGCGGGUGUGCAUGCGUGUCGUCCCGGUCGGCAGCGUGGACACAGCUGUGCUGGACAUCAAACUGACGGCCAAAAGCAAAAUGAUGUUGCAGCAUUACACCUACGCAGGAGAAAUCAAUGGUUACGUGUUGUGGUGCAGAAAGGGACCUUUCUCUAACCCCAUGCCUCAAGCCAAACCACGCAGUGUGUCCUUGGACAUCCGCAGCCUCUCCCUGGAACAAGAGUUUCCUCCUCAGCCCCUCAGACCCAGCAACCCCCCUUCACAGUCGCAUGGUAAAGUGAGUCAGAGACGGCACACUCUCCAGAUCACGGACAACUUGGACAAACCUGCUGACAGCAGCCUCCAGGGAAUCACAGCUCUCGAUGGAGUUCCUUUCAGCCUGCACCCGAAGUUUGAUGCCCAGGCGAACGGGACGGCUCUUCAGCUGAACUCUCAAUUAAACAACAUUCGUAUAAAGUCUCUCCAAGACAUUGAAAACGAGUUUAACUACACAUUUGCUGUGGAGGAAAUCGCUGCCAAGAGGACCAGACCAUGUCUGCCAGCAGGAGGCGUCACAUCAGAUCAGUGAUCGCUGCACUUAGUCAACACAACAAUAUCAGGGUUUCAUGUUUAACUCUGUCCAAAGGUUUUAUUUUAGGAGGACAUCUCAUCAUGGUACAAAGUACAGAUGAAGGAUUAUCCUACUUACAUUUAGAUUUAUAUUAGGCUUUAAAGAUUAUAAAUUAUCAUAACGGAGCCAAUUGAAGGGCACUACUAUUCUGAAUGACACAGUCACUUGACCAUUUCAGAUGGCAGGUCAUGCUUCUUUUUUUUCAUCUUUCAUGAAAGGAAACACCUGUUUGAAAGAGAUUUUACAUGUCACCCUAUCGUCUGAACACAUGUUUACCUUUUGUAAGAAUGCAGCCUUUAAAUGUUAUGGGGUUUAUUAUAUAAUGUAUCUAUGAACCUGUAGAGUAUCUGCUGUGUACCUGCUGCUCAUCUGCAGCGUUAAGCCCAUCUUCACUUUUACUAAUGUAAUUAUCGAAUAAUGAGAAUUGUUAAAAAUUAAGAAUGCACUUGCCAUUUAUUUAAGAUGUGUUCUCCGGCUCUGUUGUGAAUGCUGCCCACGUGGAGCUGUAACACUAUGUCAAUGCUUUGUGGAUGAGCUCUGCUGCAUCUGAUAAUCUGCAGAUAGACUAACAUAUCUAAAUGUAGCAUGUGGUGCAUUUCUUGUAUGAGGAGAAGCCAAUUAUCAGGUUUGUAGUACUUCAAAAAAUGUCCUAUUUUAAAAGGUGUAAGGAGGAAAGUUAUAUAUGUUACACUUUGUGUUUGUCACACUAAAAGACGGGGAGAGUAUUGUUUUUAUAAAUGUGGGCGGGAUUAAGGACCAAAUAUUUGCAUAUCAUCUUGUAUAAUCUAUAAUAUAUUUUUUUUGUAGUUUUUGUAAAGUUUUAUUGCAUGGGGAAAAAAUAAAAUCCUAUGAAACCCUA